Molecule: messenger RNA, 1011 nt
Organism: Pedinophyceae sp. YPF-701
Lineage: Eukaryota; Viridiplantae; Chlorophyta; Pedinophyceae
Source: the annotation of a GenBank genome assembly
AUGGGCGCGUGCGUCUCCGUCGAGCCCCAAGUGGAGGCGACUCGGGCCCGCACCAAGGGCGCACGUUCCGGGAGGAACCCUCGGUUGAGCACCGUGGGCGAGAACAAGCAGCACGCGAGGAGCGGGCUCGUCAGCGUGCGGGCCACAGCCCUGAAUGAGGUCAUGGGCUCAGCUGGCGGAACCGGCCUGGUGUCCGUCCGCGGCGGGCCGCCCGGCGCGCGAAUCGGCGCACAUCCGAGCAAACGCAGCGGCAAAGUCAGCGACACGGGGAGUGCACCGGGCACCAAGACGCGACGAACCUCCGUCGUUUCGGACUCGACCGACGGGAAGAAGGUCUCGAGGUUCGCGGCUCGUGACGCGGCGAUCGCUGCCGCCAGCGUCCACGAGGACUUGGCGGGGCUGCACCGCGCCCAGGUUGCAGCGCCAACCCCGUGUCACACACUCCCCCACCACAAGUCCGCGAUGGAGUUGUCCGAACUGGAGAGCCGGCCGGACGAUUUCGCGCGGCCCGGCGGGGGCGGGAUGGUGCACCCGCGCUUCGGGGCAGGUCAGGGACAGGCGGCGCAGGCGUUCACGCCCGCGGUGGCGCAGAGCCUGCUGCCCACGAUCAACGUCGGUGCCGCGCCCCCCGAGGCUCAGCCUGCGGAGAUGGGGGACUGGCUGGCCGCCCUCGAGAACAGGGGCGCCGAGGACAACGUCGCCAAGGUCGAGCAAGUGCCGGGACACGCCCACGCGGAGCUUGUCGUAGGCGGCGGCCGCGAGUCCGAAGACGGCGACGCGGGCCUGAACCUGAUGGACGCGAUGGACGAGAUCAUAGAGGGGGAGGCGGAUCGAAAGACGCAGGGCGACGGGAUGCGGCUGAACGCCGCCAUCGACCGCCUGGACGUGGACGCGACGCCGACCGAAACGCUCUGCGACGUGCUGAAGACGGCGGCGGAGGAGACGGGCGUGGUCAGCCAGCACCCCUCCUACUCGCAGCUCCUCCCGGGGUGUGUCGCGCCCGGAGCCUGA